This is a messenger RNA of Strigops habroptila (Kakapo), 2074 nucleotides long. It is a transcript of the gene ETFBKMT, whose product is annotated as electron transfer flavoprotein subunit beta lysine methyltransferase. The record is from RefSeq and is a predicted model, not a curated record. NCBI's taxonomy places the organism in Eukaryota, Metazoa, Chordata, Aves, Psittaciformes, Psittacidae. Gene Ontology annotation, molecular function: protein-lysine N-methyltransferase activity. Bases 568 to 1509 code for a protein of 313 amino acids. Gene Ontology annotation, biological process: peptidyl-lysine trimethylation. The transcript is spliced from 4 exons. Gene Ontology annotation, cellular component: mitochondrial matrix.
ACUCAGCCAAGAGCUGCGGCUCUUCACACUCCAUUCUCCUGAUUCUUGAAUUAGUCUAAACUCUGACAUAUCAAUCCUCCAUUCUCCUUUUCUUCACUGCUUGUGACCUGAAAACUGGCCUUGAGUGGUGUCAGGAGGCCUUUGAGUGUGAGCUCAUCCAGUCUGGCUGUCUCACCUUUUAAAAACUUAAUUUUUAAAAACAUGUUGGAUUCAGCUUCUCUCUCUUUAGACAGCUUGGAGCAUGUUUAUAUAGUUUCCCACAGUGAGUGGGCUACAGUGAUUGAAGUUCUUUCUUCCACAGCUGAGAACAUCCACAUGUGACUAUUGUUCCAUCAGACUAACCAAACCUUUAAAAUACAGACUGAAAUGCAACAAGUCAGGAGUAUUCUGAUGAAGAUCAGUUCUUGGGGUUGUUGUGUGUGUUUGUUUAUUUUCCUUUUUCAUUUUGGAGCUGGCAGCCUGCCAAAUCUGAGAGAGAAAAGUCUGUUGAGGAAAUCCUUUAAUUGCUUGCCUGUGAAAAGAUGUUUUUGUUUAACAGGUUUGUCGUCAUUAUAAAACUUUUAAGCAAUGGCAUCUCUCAAGCAGCCUACUGAUAACCUUUACUAUGUCCAUAGCUCCUGCAAUGCCAGAGCCCUCCUGCAAAAUCUUAAGAUUCAGUAUAAGCUGUGCUCUGAGCUCUCCUGGGGAGACAUGGCCUUCCGCAGCUGGAAGCAGCUCCUCCUCUUGGGCAGGCAGGACACCUUUCCCAAGGCUUGGAGGAGCAGGAGGGGAGGAGGCCCCUCUCUGUGCUGGAAGCACUGCAGCCAUUGGAGUGCCGGCAAGUCUCUGGACCCUGAGGUUAGAGCAUUUUUGGAAGAGAACACAGAGGUCACCAGCAGUGGGCACCUCACACCAGAGAUACGACUGCGCCUCCUCACACCUCGUUGCAGGUUCUGGAAGGAAAAACCUGACCUGUGGCCUUAUGGGGACCCAUUCUGGGCAAUUUACUGGCCAGGAGGCCAAGCCCUCUCCAGGUACAUUUUAGAUAAUCCACGUGUUGUUAAAGGACGAUCGGUUUUGGAUCUUGGAAGUGGAUGUGGAGCAACAGCAAUAGCAGCUGUGAUGAGUGGUGCAUCGCAAGUCCUUGCUAAUGACAUUGACCCUAUUGCAGGAAUGGCAAUGAUCUUGAACUGUGAACUGAACCACCUGAAUCCCUUCCCCAUCGCCAUUAAGAACAUCAUAAACUCAGAGGCUGGCAACUGGGACCUCAUUGUUCUAGGAGAUAUGUUUUACGAUGAACAGCUUGCUGAUGGUCUGCAUCACUGGCUGAGGAAAUGCAUCAGGAUACAACGAACUGAAGUGCUGAUUGGUGACCCUGGCAGGCAUCAGUUUUUAAGCCACCGCAUUCGCAGUCAGUUGCACAAAGUCAUAGAAUAUUCGCUUCCUGAGUAUACUAGACAAGAGAACAAUGGAUUAACAUCAAGUAUCGUCUGGAGCUAUCAGCCCUCAGAUAGCUUGGAAGGUUGCUGAAGCUGGCUUUCUGAUGAAUUCUGUCUCAGUUGGCUGGCUUUUUUUUGUAAGUGUGUAAAAUGAAAAUGGGAAUUCAAAGUGAAACACAUCUGCUGAUGCAAAGUAGAUUACUGUACCUUCUCUGUAUUGAUUUUGGUCGUACUCACUGAGGCUUUCGCUCCAUUUGAGGUAAAAACUACAUGCAAACUGUAUUCAAAGGGGCCUGCUCUGAAGUGUAAAUCCAAAGAAAAGUACCAUGAAAGAGUUUGCAUGCUUGACGUUUUUCAUGUAUAUUUAUGUCUUGCUCUUUGACACUAUUGUGAAAUGCAUUGGACGUCCAGCAUAUUGCUGUGGGGAAAAGGUGGUGGCUGAAGUACUACUGCACUGCUUUCAUAGACUGCUGCAGCUUAUUUACAGUGAGAAUUAUUGCUGUCCUUCAUGAAACUCACCACUAAAGUAUUAGCUCAUACUGUGCUCAACUUAAAGUGCCUUGCUCUUUUUCUGGGUAUCUCUUCUGAAUGUCAAAGUAACUUAUUUGAAUCUUUCGCCCCUCCCCUCUAUAAUAAAAACUUUUCUCUUCCUUGAA